AUGAAUUCAAGUUUAAUUGCACGAUUUUAGAACAGCGCAGUGGUUUACUACGCACAAAGAGGAUGGUAUUGGACAAAUAGAAUAGGAAAGUUGAAUAUUUUGGCUGUUUCAGCCAUUUGGUAUAUUGCUGCAGAGAGUUAAAUCGCAGGACAUUAGAGAAUGACUUUAUACAGACAUAAUUGGAUAUAGAAUCCAAAGCCUUCACGUGUGAUCUUCGAGGAGAGAUCAUGAGAUAUAUAUCUAUAUCUAUAUUGGAAAUAAAAUAUAAUUAUUUUGAA
Paramecium tetraurelia is the source of this 278-nucleotide messenger RNA. RefSeq lists its product as uncharacterized. NCBI's taxonomy places the organism in Eukaryota, Ciliophora, Oligohymenophorea, Peniculida, Parameciidae. The record is from RefSeq and is a predicted model, not a curated record. The transcript is spliced from 2 exons.